AUGCUACAGGGCUUGCAGACAGCGUCUGCUGAAAACAUUAUCACAUCAAAGAGUAUUGUGAUUGAGUUUGGACCCCAUCCAGUGGUUCUCGGCAUGAUCAAAUCGUGUCUAGGCAAUGAAAUCAACUGCCUGUCUACCCUCCGCCGCAACAAGAACCCUUGGAAAAUCCUAGCAAACAGUAUCGCUGUGCUGUACAGUGCUGGAGCAGAUAUCGAUUGGUCCGGAUACCAUCGCGAUUUCAGUGCGGCGCAGCGCAACGAUUGGACCCUGUACAAGGGUGAUCAUGUCUGUGAUGGCAAUGCUGCUCCCGAAAAGAUCGUCCAAGCUCCUCCCCCUCCUGCGCCAACGACAACCACGCUACAUCGGCUGGUGGAAGAGAAAUCUGAUUCGGAGAAAUUUGUAGUCAUCGAUGAAUCUGAUGUUUCGCGCCCGGACUUGAGUCCUCUAGUUCAGCGUCAUAAGGUGGAAGGCUUAGGAUUGUGUACCCCAUCAGUCUACGCUAACGUAGGGUUUACAUCGGGCAAUUAUUUCCUUGAUCGAUUCUCUCAGCUGCUUAAAGGAAAAGACGCUUGGUCAAACCACGUCGAGUCCAUACAACAUACCUAUUGCCGCAUCCGCUUCAGUGACAAGUCCACCUUUAACACUCUUGCCAAAGAUAUGCCGACCAUUCAAAUGCAUAUUAGACCCAUGUGCGAGAAUUCCUGCAAAGGGGCGAUUUUCCGGUUCAAUAGACCAAUAGCGUACAACAUAGUCCAGGCUUUGGCCGAAUUCCACUCCAAUUAUCUGUGUAUUGAUGAAACGAUCCUUGACAACGAGACUUUAGAAGCCGCAUGUACCGCCACCUUCGGUGAUGUCAAGAAGGGCGGCACUUUCCACACGCAUCCUGGGUUUAUUGACGGAUUGACACAGUCAGGUGGCUUUGUCAUGAAAGCCAACACCAAGACGAAUUUGGCGGCGGAAGUUUUCGUGAACCACGGCUGGGAUUCGUUCCAUCUAUAUGAGCGUGCCACGGACGAUAGGCCCUACCAAACUUACGUGCAGAUGAUACCUGGUGAAGCGAAACAGUGGAAGGGCAACGUAGUCAUCCUCAGUGGUGAUCGACUAGUUGGCAGCGUCGGAGGGUUGACAGUGCCAUCAACAACUAGCCAAGUCAUGAUGGACGUCGAGAAACCCUCAACCCCCCUCGAGAUGGAGAAGGUCAAGAUGUCGGACAUCGAGUAUGAGCGUGCGGAGCUACUGGCCAACCUGUCGGAUCCGGACGCGGGUAAGAAUGAUGAGGAGCGUCGCCAAAUCGACAAGAAGCUCAUGUGGAAGGUUGACAUGGCCCUUAUUCCUUGGCUUUCCCUUUUGUACCUGCUGUCCUUCCUCGAUCGAACUAACAUUGGCAAUGCUCGUCUCGCUGGCCUCGAGAACGACCUUGGCAUGGUCAAAGGAGAUUACAAUAAUAACUUGACCAUUUUCUUUGUCGCUUACGCCGUCAUGGAGCCCGCCACCAAUGCCCUGCUCAAGAUGAUCACCCCUCGUCUGUUCUUCACCAUGAUCAUAGUUACGUGGGGCGUUAUCAUGACUCUUAUGGGUCUGGUCACCAACAAUGCCGGACUCCUUGCUGCCCGUUUCUUCCUCGGUGUGGCUGAGGCUGGCUUAUUUCCUGGUGUAAACUACUAUCUUUCCUGUUGGUACAAGAGCUCAGAGAUCGGUAUCCGCUCUUCCAUCUUCUUUUCGGCUGCUGCACUCGCCGGCUCCUUUGGUGGCCUGCUCGCUGCCGCUAUUGAAAAGAUGGAUGGACUCGGCGGCAAGGACGGUUGGGCCUGGAUUUUCAUCCUCGAAGGUCUCGCUACUGUCGUCGCGGGUUGCUUUUGUUGGUGGCUUGUCUUUGAUUGGCCCGAGACAGCUCGUUUCCUCAGCGCAGAUGAUCGCAUUCGCGUUCAGCGCCGUCUUAUCAUGGAUCGCCAGGGCCGUACUGCUGAGGACUCGGACAAGAGGCAUAUGUACGCUGCUCUGAAAGACUGGAAGACAUAUGGAUACAUGUUCAUCUAUAUGGGCUGCCUCACCCCUCUGUACGCCUUCUCUCUUUUCCUCCCCACGAUUAUCGCCGGUAUGGGCCACCAAGGAACCAAAGCUCAGCUACUAUCUGUUCCUCCCUAUGCUGUCGCCGCCGCUUUAACCGUCUGUGUUGGUUUCUACGCCGAUCGCACACGCCAACGAGGCCUUUGCAAUAUUGCCACUGUUUUGCUUGCUAUUGUUGGCUUCGCCAUGUUGAUUGCCAGUUCCAAUCCAACUGUGCAAUACGCCGCUGUCUUCCUCGGUGCAGCGGGCAUUUACCCCACCAUCCCGAACACCCUCUCGUGGCUGAACAACAACACCGAAGGUUCCCUGAAGCGUGCCUUUGUCUUGGGCGUUGUCGUCGGCUGGGGAAACCUGAAUGGUGUCGUGUCUUCAAACAUUUAUUUGGCCCAGCAGAAGCCCCGCUACUACACUGGACACGGUGUUAUUCUUGGCUUUCUGACUGUGUUUUUGCUUGGCGGCUCGAUCUGGAUGCACCUUGGGCUUCGCAAGAUGAACAAAGAUCGAAGAGCUGGUAAGCUGGAUGAGAAGUGGAACGCUCUGACGAAUGACCAGAAGUGGAUUCAGGGUGAUCUUCGUCCUGACUUUAUUCACCCUCGUCUGAUCGCUGCUGCAAACAACUUCUAUAUUCCAACCGCUGGCUCCUUGGAGACAACCUAA
Penicillium arizonense is the source of this 2724-nucleotide messenger RNA. RefSeq lists its product as uncharacterized. NCBI's taxonomy places the organism in Eukaryota, Fungi, Ascomycota, Eurotiomycetes, Eurotiales, Aspergillaceae. Gene Ontology annotation, molecular function: transferase activity; transmembrane transporter activity. The coding region runs from base 1 to 2724 and encodes 907 amino acids. Gene Ontology annotation, biological process: transmembrane transport. The record is from RefSeq and is a predicted model, not a curated record. The transcript has 7 exons. Gene Ontology annotation, cellular component: membrane.